ACCUGUAUCACAGAGAGAGAGAGAGAGAGAGAUGGGAAAACUUGGAGUGGUAACAUUGUUACUUUCCUUCCUAAUUGUUACCAUGGCGGCGUUGGGUGGUAGUCAACCCGAGGACUGGCACAAGAGCGUAGUAAGGGUGGAGAAGGAAGAAGAGAAGGUGACGGAGCUGCACUUCUACUUCCACGACACAGUUAGUGGAAAGCAACCCAGCGCGGUGAGGGUGGCUCAAGCGAUGGAGUCGGAGAAAUCGCCAACCCUCUUUGGAGUGGUGAUGAUGGCUGACGACCCAUUGACGGAAGGCCCAGAACCAACCUCCAAAGUUGUGGGCCGAGCCCAGGGUUUGUACGGCUCAGCCGGCCAGGAGGAAUUCGGCCUCAUCAUGGCCAUGAACUACGGUUUCACGGACAGCAUUUAUAACGGUAGCAGCCUAUGCAUUCUGGGGCGAAACUCAGCACUGCAUCCGAUCCGGGAAAUGCCGAUCGUUGGGGGAACCGGUCUCUUCCAGAGGGCUCGAGGGAUUGCCGUGGGUCAGACCUAUUGGUUUGAUGAGACCACUGGUGACGCCAUUGUCGAGUAUAAUGUUACAGCUUUCCAUUAUUGAUGUCUGAUACCUUUUACUUAUAUCGUGAGCCUCAAAACAAUAGUAAAAGUGAAUUAGCUUUU
Messenger RNA from Telopea speciosissima, 663 nucleotides. Its product is annotated as dirigent protein 23-like. Lineage: Eukaryota; Viridiplantae; Streptophyta; Magnoliopsida; Proteales; Proteaceae. The transcript has a single exon. The record is from RefSeq and is a predicted model, not a curated record. Bases 32 to 601 code for a protein of 189 amino acids.